Messenger RNA from Myxocyprinus asiaticus (Chinese sucker), 2899 nucleotides. Its product is annotated as cyclin-dependent kinase 1-like. Gene Ontology annotation, cellular component: nucleus. The coding region runs from base 152 to 1060 and encodes 302 amino acids. The transcript is spliced from 8 exons. The record is from RefSeq and is a predicted model, not a curated record. Gene Ontology annotation, biological process: mitotic G2 DNA damage checkpoint signaling; G2/M transition of mitotic cell cycle; protein phosphorylation. Gene Ontology annotation, molecular function: ATP binding; cyclin-dependent protein serine/threonine kinase activity; RNA polymerase II CTD heptapeptide repeat kinase activity. NCBI's taxonomy places the organism in Eukaryota, Metazoa, Chordata, Actinopteri, Cypriniformes, Catostomidae.
GUUUGAAUCAAGGAACUUGGAGCUCAGCGUCACAUACAAUAUCCGCACUCUCUUUCCUCUCAAAAUCUUCAGCUGGGCAUCUGAGGAAAAUAGGGAAACUUGGACAUUUAUUCAGAUUGUAUAUAAUUCCAAAAAGUAGUUUUGAGAAAAAAUGGAUGAUUACUUGAAGAUAGAGAAAAUCGGUGAAGGUACAUAUGGUGUGGUGUAUAAAGGCAGGAAUAAAACCACUGGGCAGGUGGUGGCCAUGAAGAAAAUCCGUCUGGAAAGUGAGGAAGAGGGGGUGCCCAGCACUGCGGUCAGAGAGAUCUCCCUCCUCAAGGAGCUCCAGCACCCCAACGUUGUAUGCCUGUUAGAUGUACUGAUGCAGGAAUCAAAGUUGUACCUGGUGUUCGAGUUUCUGUCCAUGGAUCUAAAGAAGUACUUGGACUCUAUUGGAUCAGGCCAAUAUAUGGACCCCAUGCUGGUUAAGAGUUACCUGUAUCAGAUUCUCGAGGGGAUUCUGUUCUGCCACUGUCGUAGGGUUCUGCAUCGUGAUCUGAAGCCGCAGAACCUGCUGAUUGAUAAUAAAGGUGUGAUUAAGCUGGCAGACUUCGGGCUGGCACGUGCCUUUGGAGUGCCAGUCAGAGUAUACACACAUGAGGUGGUCACUCUAUGGUACAGAGCUCCAGAGGUGUUGCUGGGGGCCUCGCGCUAUUCCACGCCUGUAGACGUCUGGAGUAUUGGUACCAUCUUUGCUGAACUUGCCACUAAGAAACCGCUCUUCCAUGGAGACUCAGAAAUAGACCAGCUCUUCAGGAUCUUCAGGACACUGGGAACCCCUAAUAAUGAGGUUUGGCCAGAUGUUGAGUCACUGCCAGAUUAUAAGAAUACCUUCCCAAAGUGGAAAUCUGGGAAUCUGGCCAACACAGUGAAAAACCUGGACAAGAAUGGCAUUGACCUGCUCUCGAAAAUGCUGAUUUAUGACCCACCGAAGAGGAUUUCUGCACGGCAAGCAAUGACACACCCCUAUUUUGACGAUCUGGAUAAAAGCACUCUUCCCGCCAGUAACCUCAAAAUAUAAACGCACAUCAAAGAUCUUAUAUUUCCCACUCCAUUGGGAAAUGGAUUUAUAUUACACAUGUUUUACACAUACAUGAUCCAAUGCAGUGUAAGUUCAGGGGUCAUAAUGAAUCUAACUCUAAAAUUCCUGGAGUUGUUUCUUAAUCCAGAAUGCAAAGAGAGGUGUUGGGUUGAUUCUGGAGGUGUAGACUCACUACUUCAACCUGCAGUAAUGCAAUCCGAGUCUUUUGACACGCAAUAAUUAACCUUAAGUUAGUUUGUUUAAAUGGGUGGUUUUCUACAUUUGUUUGUCUGUUUUUUGUAUGUCUUUUCCUAUCCUAUUUUAUAUGUUACAUAAAACACUUGUUUGUAAAUAAAAUGUUUUGUUUUUUGUGAACCUAAAGUAAAAUAUUAAAAUAAUAAAUUGUGUUCUCAUUAAAGAGCACUUCGUAGGAUCCCGUUUUGGAAUGAUGUCUUCUGUCAGUGAGAAAUUAAGAGUUAGCUUUCAUGAGAGUAUAAGCUGGAAGGUAACUUAUAUAUAUAUAAACUCAGCAAAAAAAGAAAAGUCCCUUUUUCAGGACACUGUAUUUUAAAGAUAAUUUUGUAAAAAUCCAAAUAACUUUACAGAUUUUUAUUGUAAAGGGUUUAAACAAUGUUUUCCAUGCUUGUUCAAUGAACCAUAAACAAUUAAUGAACCAAUGACUUGUGGAACGGUCAUUAAGACACUAACAGCUUACAGACAGUAGGCAAUUAAGGUCAGUUAUAAAAACUUAGGACACUAAAGAGACCUUUCUACUGACUCUGAAAAACACCAAUAGAAAGAUGCCCAGGGUCCCUGCUCAUCUGUGUGAACGUGUCUGAGGCAUGCUGCAUGAGGACUGCAGAUGUGGCCAGGGCUAUAAAUUGCAAUGUCUGUACUGUGAGACGCCUAAGGCAGGGAUACGGGAAGUACAUCCGAAUAUCACAUCUGCUGGACAGGUACAAGAUGGCAACAACAAAUGCUUGAGUUACACCAGGAACGUACAGUCCCUCCAUCAGUGUUCAGACUUUCCGCAUUAGGCUGAGAGAGGCUGGACUGAGGGCUUGUAGGCCUGUUGUAAGGUAGGUCCUUACCAGACAUCACCGGCAACAACGUCGCCUAUGGGCACAAACCCACCUUCGCUAGACCAGACAGGAUUGGCAAAAAGUGCUCUUCACUGACAAGCCACGGGUUUAUCUCACCAGGGGUGAUCGCGUUUAUCGUCGAAGGAAUGAGCGUUACACUGAGGCCUGUACUCUGGAGCGUGGAGGGUCUGUCAUGGUCUGGGGCGACGUGUCACAGCAUCAUCGGACUGGCUUGUCAUUACAGGCAAUCUCGAGGCUGUGCAUUACAGGAAAGGCAUCCUUCUCCCUCAUGUGAUAUCCUUCCUGCAGGCUCAUCCUGACAUGACCCUCCAGCAUGACAAUGCCACCAGCUAUACUACUUGUUCUGUGCGUGAUUUCCUGCAAGACAGGAAUGUCAGUGUCAUGUUCUGCCAUGGCCAGCGAAGAGCCCGGAUCUCAAUCCCACUGAGCACAUCUGGGACCUGUUGGAUCGUGAGUGUGAGGGCUAGGGCCAUUCCCCCCAGAAAUGUCCUGGAACUUGCAAGUGCCUUGGCGGAAGAGUAGGGUAACAUCUCGCAGCAAGAACUGGCAAAUCUGGUGCAGUCCAUGAGGAGGAGAUGACUGCAGUAUUUAAUGCAGCUGGUGGCCACAGCAGAUACUGACUGUUACUUUUGAUUUUAACCCCUCCUUUGUUCAGGGACACAUUAUUCCAUUUCUGUUAGUCACGUGUCUGUGAAACUUGUUCAGUUUGUCUUAGUUGUUGAAUCUUUGUUCAUAC